Molecule: messenger RNA, 944 nt
Organism: Gastrolobium bilobum
Lineage: Eukaryota; Viridiplantae; Streptophyta; Magnoliopsida; Fabales; Fabaceae
Product: small ribosomal subunit protein uS4y-like
Exons: 3
Coding region: 105-698 (197 amino acids)
Biological process (GO): translation; positive regulation of translational fidelity
Cellular component (GO): cytosolic small ribosomal subunit
Molecular function (GO): rRNA binding; structural constituent of ribosome
Source: RefSeq, a predicted model, not a curated record
UUAGGGUUUUGAGGUCGCCAUAAAAUGAGAAACGUAGUGUAAAAGCCUAGAUUACCAGAGCGGAGAAGAGAAGAGAAGAGAGGAGAAGGAGACAGUGAAGAACCAUGGUGCACGUUAACUUCUACAGGAACUAUGGGAAAACCUUCAAGAAACCUCGUCGUCCGUACGAGAAGGAACGUUUGGAUGCUGAGUUGAAGCUUGUCGGAGAGUACGGUCUUCGGUGCAAGAGGGAACUGUGGAGGGUUCAGUACGCUCUCAGCCGCAUCCGUAACAAUGCGAGGAAUCUCCUAACCCUAGAUGAGAAGAACCCCCGUCGGAUCUUCGAGGGUGAAGCCCUUCUCCGUAGGAUGUUCCGUUACGGGCUCCUCGAUGAAACACAGAACAAGCUCGAUUAUGUGUUGGCUCUCACCGUUGAGAAUUUUCUCGAGCGUCGCCUUCAAACCCUUGUCUUCAAAUCCGGCAUGGCUAAGUCUAUUCACCAUGCUAGAGUCCUCAUCAGGCAGAGGCACAUCAGGGUUGGAAGGCAGGUGGUGAACAUCGCAUCAUUCAUGGUGAGGGUUGAUUCACAGAAGCACAUUGACUUUUCACUCACAAGUCCACUUGGUGGUGGUCGUCCUGGAAGGGUGAAGAGAAAGAACCAGAAAGCAGCUGCUAAGAAAGCUGCUGGUGGAGAUGGAGAUGAGGAGGAUGAAGAUUAAAUUAUGAGUAUAUGUCUUUUGCUAGUGCUGAUAUCUUGCGCGAGAUUUUAUUAAUGUUGGGGGUAGACUUUUUAGAUUUCUGUCAUGCUAGACUCUAAUUUUGUUUCCAACCUUGUUUCUUGUUUGAGGAAAAUCUUUGCCCGGGAUGUUGAUUUUAAAGUGUUCAUUUUAAAGUAUUUAAGUUUUGAUCCAAUGGCUAUUUGGUCUCUGGUAUGUCCGCUACUCGCAUCAUCUACUAAUAAAUUG